GGCCUAAACGGAAAUAAGAAAGUUUACAGGGCUCGGCUGCUAAUAUCGUCAUCUAUAAAAUCCCAAAUAGCAAGCCGCGCAGCGCAGACGAGAAAGGGGUAAUUGUAAAGUCUGCUGCUAGGGUUGCCAAAUUUUCCGUGUUUACUUCAGUUGUUGUAGGCGAAAUGACUCGCAUAUACGUGGGAAACUUGGAUCCACGAGUUAGUGAGAGGGAUCUUGAGGAUGAAUUUCGUGUUUUCGGAGUUAUAGAAAGUGUAUGGGUUGCACGGAGGCCACCAGGUUAUGCUUUUAUUGACUUUGAGGACCGUAGGGAUGCAGAGGAUGCAAUCCGUGAGCUAGAUGGCAAGAACGGCUGGAGAGUUGAACUUUCUCACAACUCUAGAGGUGGGGGUGGUGGUCGUGGAGGUGGAGGUGGAGGUGGGCGAGGUCGCUCUGGAGGUUCUGAUUUGAAGUGCUAUGAGUGUGGUGAGCCUGGUCAUUUUGCUCGUGAGUGUCGUCUGCGUGUUGGGUCGGGACGGCGUCGUAGUCGCAGCCCCCCUCGAUAUCGAAGAAGCCCAAGUUAUGGUCGAAGGAGUUACAGUCCUAGUGGACGAUCCCCUAGACGCCGCAGUUUGACACCUCGUGGGCGCAGCUACAGCAAGUCACCUCCGUACCGUGGGCGUGGACGUGAGGAAGUGCCAUAUGCUAAUGGAAAUGGUCUUAGGGAUCGACGCCGAAGCAGGAGCUGAGUAUUGAAGCCUCCCUCUCUUGGCGUAGUUAAGAGGAAGAUACUGGAAAUGAAUGUUAAUUAGUGUGCUUGGACUUCAGUAUGACUGUUAAAAUGGGCGACGCCCUCAGCUUCUACUCUUGGAUUUGGAUAAGUUCCUUUCUUUCUUUAAUUUUGAGCUGGGUUUUCUUUUUCUCUAUGCAGAAUAUGUAGUUCCAUUAUAGCAGAUCUCAACAUUAUGAGUUUAUUGAGGGCAGUUCAUUGAGAGCUUUGCUAAAA
This is a messenger RNA of Juglans microcarpa x Juglans regia, 985 nucleotides long. Its product is annotated as serine/arginine-rich splicing factor RSZ22-like. Gene Ontology annotation, biological process: mRNA splicing, via spliceosome. Gene Ontology annotation, cellular component: nuclear speck. Gene Ontology annotation, molecular function: RNA binding; zinc ion binding. The record is from RefSeq and is a predicted model, not a curated record. The transcript is spliced from 6 exons. Bases 165 to 728 code for a protein of 187 amino acids. NCBI's taxonomy places the organism in Eukaryota, Viridiplantae, Streptophyta, Magnoliopsida, Fagales, Juglandaceae.